Messenger RNA from Penicillium subrubescens, 822 nucleotides. RefSeq lists its product as uncharacterized. The transcript has a single exon. The record is from RefSeq and is a predicted model, not a curated record. NCBI's taxonomy places the organism in Eukaryota, Fungi, Ascomycota, Eurotiomycetes, Eurotiales, Aspergillaceae. Bases 1 to 822 code for a protein of 273 amino acids.
AUGAACAAACCCCUCAAUCAAAAAUGGUUCUACGCCCAACUUCUCGUGUACCAGAUGUUUAUGCUAUUCAUCAACCCUAUUCUGGUGAUCGUCACCCUCCCCUACACGUUCUACCACUUCUCCCCGAACUGGGGCAUGCAAGACAAGGACAUGCCGCCUGUUCAGCUCUACAUCGACCACUUCUACCGCUUACACCCAGACCUUAUAGUUGGUCUUCACUCGAAUUUCGAGCGACUGCAACUAUUCACAGGAAAAGACCCUAUCCCACUCCAGCGUAUAGCCUUCUGGCCAUACAAAUACGAUAAAAAUACAGGCCAGACAGAAUUCAACUUCGUUGCAGCGCUGUUCGCCGUCCUCGAAGACGCAGGCUGGCCGCGGCGGGUCAUCUGGACUUUUUUACGGGACGAGGUGGAGAAGAAUACGGUGGAUCUAGGCCUAACCGACGCCCAAAAGGGCGAAUUCGCGCGCGUGAUGCAGAAAAUGAGCAGUCACCAUCUAGCCGGCUAUAUCACGAAGCUAUCGCACAAGGUCUACGGUGCGAGGAUGAAUAAACAAGCUCGGGAGAUGAUGUCUAACCUGGAACCAUUGACUGAUCUGCACACGGUGAUCCCUGUGUCGCUGAACUCGGUGGACUGGGUGCUGCAACGUGGAUGUGUGGUUAGCCCGAAUCCGACUGCUGUGUGGGAGUCAUUCGAGCGGUUAUCUCGCCUGUCGAAAUUUUCAGCUAUAUGGGGGUGGGUCGGUAAGGGCAGGACUCUGGAGGAGGCGAUAGGGAAGCAUUGGCAGAUUUUGGAUAUGAGGUUAAAGCCUUGGGACGAAUAA